This is a messenger RNA of Oryza sativa Japonica Group (Japanese rice), 1644 nucleotides long. RefSeq lists its product as uncharacterized. Lineage: Eukaryota; Viridiplantae; Streptophyta; Magnoliopsida; Poales; Poaceae. The record is from RefSeq and is a predicted model, not a curated record.
CGCGACCCGCGCCCCGUCCCGCGAGUCCCGCGUCCCACGCGUCCCUCGACCGCACCGCCUCCUAGCCGCCGUCGCCCCUUCCUCCGCGCGCCCUCCAUCGCUGCUGCCCCAAGCACCCUCCUCGCCCCCUCAUCGCCGCCCUCGACCGCCGACGCCCCGCGCGCCCUCCACCGCCACCGCCCUGGACCGCCGCCGCCUCCUCGCCGCCAUCGAACGCCGACGCCCCUCGCCGCCCUCGACCGCCGCUGCCUCCUCGCCGCCCUCGACCGCCGACGAAUCCUAGACCCACGCCCGGCGUCCCGCGUCGCGCGCCGCCCUCGACCGUCGACGCUGCGACCCGUGCCGCCUCCUCGCCGCCGUCGUCGCGCCCCGCGCCGCCCUCAAUUGCCGACGAACCCUAGACCCGCGCCCCGCGCCGCCCUCGACCGCCACCGUUGCGCCUCGCCGCCGAUAUCUCCCACCCGCGUCGCUGCUCGCCGGCUGCUUCGUCGAUCUGCUCCGCGCCGCCCGAACAACUACGACUGCGCCACCGGGAGACCAACAGCCGCCGUUGGCUGCUUCGCCGAUCUCCUCCGCGUCGUCGGGAGACCGAUGCCCGCUGCUCUUGGCUCACUCUCCCCAAUCCGCGCCACCUCCGCCGGUCACGAUCGCCACGGAGGUCUAUCCGUCGCCUCCGCCUCCGUCCUCGACGCCACAGUCUCCCUCUAUAGUCAAGUUCUUAUAAAAUUUGGGAGUGCAUCUCUGUUGAACCCGGCCGACCCGACCCUGCAACAACGCCUCACCAACCGUCGCCCAUCUCUGCUUGGACAACAUAGUCAACUGCCAUCUGCUCAUUUCACGGAUAAGGAGACUAGGAGAGUGAUUGGGAGGAUCUGCUACUUCUUUGUCGGAUCUGCCACUUCUUGCAAUCAGCAAACAUACAAAUGGUUAAGAUUGUUGGGGGCUCCACACCAUCAAGUACAAAAUCAGGUUAGCCAUGUGCAUGUUAUUGACUCAAAUGAUGCACUCUUUGCAUGCUAAUUUCGCCCAUGUCUUCCUUUCUUAUGCCCUCUUGCAAAUAUAUAAUUUUUUUGAGAAAUUUAAUGAUUUACUAUUAACAAACGCCCGAUUAUUUUUUCUUUUUUUAAAACGUGAUCAUUUUGCUCAUAAAAUGUGACCUAUUUUAAGCAAGCCAUGCUUUAGUUCCUUUUUAAAAAAUUGCAUUCAAAUAACAGUGCAUUAGCACAAAAAUGUGCCGUUGUUUGCUGGGCUAUUUUUCUCUCAAAGGUUUAGAAGUGACAAAUUAAAAAUCUUGGACUAUUGAAGUCAUAUACUUGGAGGAUGAUCCCCUGGUCAACGACGUAGUAAUAUGCCCGUGCAUCUUGUUCUUUAGAUACAGAUCUUAGCUAGGAUUUGGGAUGAAAGCAAAAAAAUAUGCGUUCACAUGUAUAAGGGUCACAGAGGACCAAUUAGAACAAUCAGAUUUAUAUCCCUGGGAUUCAUGUUCUGGGCAGAAAUUCUGUUUAAAUCUGCAAAUAUUAUUUUAUACCAUAUUUUGAAAUUAGAUAGGAUGUGGAACUUCCUGCUACUAUUGGUGUUUCAGUAAUCUGUAUUGGCAAUACAGUUGUUCUCAUGGAAUUAAUAUGUUUGCAUCUAUUCAUAUAA